This is a messenger RNA of Tachysurus fulvidraco (yellow catfish), 2360 nucleotides long. RefSeq names its product hydroxysteroid (11-beta) dehydrogenase 2 (gene hsd11b2). Bases 363 to 1586 code for a protein of 407 amino acids. Gene Ontology annotation, molecular function: oxidoreductase activity. The record is from RefSeq and is a predicted model, not a curated record. NCBI's taxonomy places the organism in Eukaryota, Metazoa, Chordata, Actinopteri, Siluriformes, Bagridae. The transcript has 5 exons.
CAAUUCACCGGCCUGACUCGGUGUUGCAGAGUGUGUAAAGUCAGUGUGCACUCUCCUGUGUGUGCAUGUCUGUGGUGUGUGUGCUUGUAUAUGUAUGUGUGUGCAAGAGAGAGAGCGUGUAGGUGAAAGGAACUGCAAGAACAAGCAAGCACGUGGGUGCACACUCCUAUAAUAGAUAGAUAGAUAGAUAGAUAGAUAGAUAGAUAGAUAGAUAGAUAGAUAGAUAGAUAGAUAGAUAGAUAGAUAGAUAGAUAGAUAGAUAGAUAGAUAGAUAGAUAGAUAGAAGGAAGACGGAAGAUAGAACUGCAAGAAGCACAGGCAAAGAAAAAGAAACAAGAGAAAAGAUAGAGAUACAGAGUACAAUGGACGCCUAUGCCCUGUCCUUUUGGAUUUACAUGGGAGUGUUGUCUGUGUUUGUCGGAGGCACGCUGAAGAAGUUCCUGGCAAAACACGUCAGUGCCGUGCCCUCGCUCGUGGCAUGGCUGGGUGCCACGCUGCUGGUGGAGAGACUGUGUGCUAUAUGCAUGCCUGCUGUGCUGGCACUUGCUGUCUUCUGUGCCACCUGUUGGCUCUACUCGCUCUGGGCUGCCCCACCACUGGUCCUGCCUGUUGAGGGCAAAGCGGUUUUCAUCACAGGGUGUGACUCAGGGUUUGGGCAUGCCACAGCAAGGCGUCUGGACGCUAUGGGAUUCCAGGUGUUCGCCACGGUAUUGGACGCAGAUGGUGAGGGGGCAAAGCGUCUGAGGAGUACCUGCUCUUCUCGUUUGACCUUGUUCCAAGUGGACAUCACUCAGCCACAGCAGGUUCAGCAGGCUCUGCUCAACACCAAGGCCAAGCUGGGCAUGAAAGGACUGUGGGCUCUGGUGAAUAACGCAGGAGUGUGUGUGAACUUCGGAGACGCAGAGCUCUCCCUCAUGUCAAACUACAGAGGCUGCAUGGAGGUGAAUUUCUUCGGAACCCUCUGUGUCACCAAGACCUUCCUCCCUCUGCUGAGACGAAACAAAGGCCGAAUACUGACCAUCUCCAGUCCAUCUGGUGAGCAGCCCUUCCCAUGUCUGGCAUCCUACGGGGCCUCAAAGGCGGCACUAAACCUCUUUGUUAACACUCUUCGUCAUGAGUUGGAGCCAUGGGGGGUCAAAGUGUCCACUAUUUUUCCUUCUGCCUUUAAAACAGGACAGAGCAGUAACACUGAGUACUGGGAGAAACAGUACCAGCACCUCCUUCAGAACCUGUCGCCGAGCCUUUUAGAAGAGUAUGGUGAAGACUAUGUCAUGGAGACCAAGGAACUCUUCCAGAAUUAUGCCAAAUUAGCCAGCGAGGACCUGAGUCCGGUCGUUAACACCAUCGUGGAGGCUCUCCUCUCGCCGCAGCCUCAGGUACGCUACUAUGCUGGGCCUGGCGUCGGGCUCAUGUACUUCAUCUACAGCUACUUCCCACUGAGUGUCAGUGACAGGUUCCUGCAAAAGAUCUUUCUAAAGAAGAAGGUGGUGCCACAUGCACUCAGGAAACAGAAUGAGCUGAACCGCAUCAAGGACAACAACAACGACAUCAUCAGCAACAACAAUAACAUCUCUAGGAUAGAGUAAAUCUGUUGUAACUCCAUGUAAAUAAAAGAUGCUAGAGGACCACUGAUGUAAUCCAAUCAUAGUGACCCAAUGCCGAUAUGUGUACUUGUAUUUGUGUUGUUUUAUAUAAUGUAUAAUGCAUUAUGGGCUUUUUGUCAUAAUUUUGAAGGGAUUGUUGAAUAGCUUUGCUUUCUGAGUAACUAUUGAAUACUAUUUUAAUAGAAAUUCAAAUUUGGCUUCGCCUUAAUAUCAGCUGAUGCAUUCCCUCCAAACUUUUGUUGGUAAUAUUAAAUUUCACUAUGUGAUAACACUAGAUGUGUAUAGUUCAUACACCUUCCAGUUUUCUUUAUUACUUUAGUUCCUUCACAGAUAACAGACUUUAUUUUUCCUUCAAAAGACUUUGGAUUAACAACCUACACCACUAAUCACAAUCUCACCUCAGGUUCAUACAGCACAUACAAUUGCUGCUACUCAGUGUAAAAUCACUUCACGGUUCUAUUGUAUGUUCAAAAAACAUGUCCGCACAUAGUCAUAAUGUCCCAAUCUCCUGUAAAUAAUUCAUAUUUUUGAUGGAAAGAUCAAGCAAAGCCCUACUAUAUUCUUCAACUUUUAUUUUUUGUUUGGUUUGUUAUUUUUCACACCAUUAUUGCUACAAAUCAAAAUAUUUAUUCCUGUUUCUUUAUGAAUCACUUAAACUGUGAAUUUUUAUACAAAAAAAAAAUUACAAGAAAGAAAGAAAUGUAAAUUGUCCAUUUGUUCAUCCUUGAAUUGAAUUAAAGUUGACAUUUUAAAGAA